AUGGGUAACUGCACUUGUAAAUGGUGUGAAAAUAGUCUACCUUUAGACGAAGUACGUUGUACUCAUGAAGGAGAAGAGGAAAAGAUUGAACAAUUACGAACAGCAUGUUCCACUGAUGAUCUCGAUACCGUAAUAGAUUUAUUGCCGCAGUUAUGUGAAACAACCGUACGUCAACAUAGAUAUGAUUUCCUUCGAAAUAUCAAUUUUAUAGGCGGAAACAAUAAUAUAGUAAGACUGGUACGAGAGUACCAAGAUCCUUUCCGAUACCUUUCAGAAACGGAAAGAGUUUAUGAAAAUGCUAAUCAACAGAUAUCUGUUGAUCGUGCAGAUAUAGCAACAUAUUUGAGAUUUAUUGGUACUGCACCGUUUUUUCUACGACCAUUAAUUCGUAUUAGUAUUGAGAGACAAUGUCUUGAUCAUUUCUCCCAAAUUGUUGAACAGGCUAUACAGAAUAACGGCAAAGAUCUGUGUAACAACCUAAAAAAUUUAUGGCAAACUUUCAUGAAGGGAAGAUGCAUAAAAUCAUUCCUGCGUAUCUAUACUUUAUCUCGUCCAACAAUGUCAACGAUCAUUCAAAAUAAAUCAAGUAGUUAUGCAAGUUUAAUAUAUAUGAAUUUACAUAAUAUCGAAUGUCGGCAACGAGCAUACAAUGGAAUAUCGUAUCGUGGCGAAUUUAUUUCAGCGAGAGACUUAAUUACAUAUCGUGGAGCAAAGGGCAAAGAAAUACUUGUUGAAAUCAAAAACUUUUAUUCAACAUCAAAAUCACAAAAUAUAGCAUUAAUGUACGGUGCGAACCCAGAUGAAAAUGAUUAUAAAUUUCCUGCUCUUUAUAUCUUUGAUUUCACAGAAAAAUCAUGUUCAACUGCUAUAGAUUUAGUAAAAGAACCUGUAAUAUCGGAAAUUCCUGAUGAAGAAGAAGUACUUCUACUUCCGUACACAAUGUUUCGUGUUGUCGAUGUACGUAAAGCUGGAUAUAUAGAUGAUUCAGGCUGUAAUCGUUGGAUUAUUGAACUUAAAAAUAUAACUGUUCCUAGACGAAAUCUUAUGUCAUUUAUGUGGGAACGUACAGAUCUGAAAGCUGGAUCGAAACCAGAUAUGAUGUUCUACUAG
Messenger RNA from Adineta ricciae, 1110 nucleotides. The record is from the annotation of a GenBank genome assembly. Lineage: Eukaryota; Metazoa; Rotifera; Eurotatoria; Adinetida; Adinetidae.